This is a messenger RNA of Bombus huntii, 1897 nucleotides long. RefSeq names its product katanin p60 ATPase-containing subunit A-like 2. Gene Ontology annotation, molecular function: ATP binding; ATP hydrolysis activity. NCBI's taxonomy places the organism in Eukaryota, Metazoa, Arthropoda, Insecta, Hymenoptera, Apidae. The record is from RefSeq and is a predicted model, not a curated record. The transcript has 6 exons. The coding region runs from base 534 to 1166 and encodes 210 amino acids.
UUCUAUACAGUACACACACUCAGCUAUUCUAUCAUUAUAUUUGUGCGUUGCUUAUGUGUGAACCAAACAUUUCCAUGACAACAAAUCGUUUGUCUCUUGUUUAAUGCUCGGUUUUCAACGGAGUUGAAAGAAUUUUUUAAGAGAAACGUAAUGGACGGCUUGUUUUUAAAGUAAUAAACGGAAAUUCUCGUAUCCAUUGAGAAACGAUAAGCGAUUUGAAAGUGUCACUAUGAACGGUGAUUUAAAAGCAGAAGACAAGAAAUUAUCUUCGAGGAUUUAUAUAGUAAAUACAUUCUUUUGCCUGUCUUACCUAGAGAUAAAACAGUUGUUUGAUGGUUAUCUUAUAGUGUUCAGUCAUUGCGAAAAAUAUUUUUAAUCAGUUAAAAACUAUAAUUAAUUAAAAACUACAUUUUUUUAGGUAUAUAGACAUUAGCGAUGUAUUAUUCCGAGAAGCUCGUCUAUCUCCCGAACAUCGGGUCUGCGACAACAUCGAUUUGGAAAUUAUCGUUGCAGAGUAUGAAAAUUAUUACAAGAUGAAAUUUCAAAAAUAUCCCAUAUUGUGUAAGAAAAUAACUGGAAGGGAAAUGACGAGGGAAGUGACAAAUGCAAGCAAAACUGUUUGUAGAAGUAUUGAGACGAAAGCCAAAUCUGUUAGUAAACAAGCGAGAGGUGAGCCUGUGAAAGAGACGAAUCUACAGCAGAAGAUAACUGAUGACAAUACGAAUCAUAUUAAUCUCGCAAUGACAGCGACGUCAAUAUUCCCCAAUGAGAGUGAUGGACGUUCAUCAGAAGAGCUAUUUAACGUCCCAAUGAAACAAUCCAUGCAAUCGAAGAUAUUGAAAUGCAUUGAAAAGCUUUAUUCAGAUAAUCCGGAAUUACGAAAGAUUGCUGAGGACAUCUCAUGCAGAAGACGCCAUUUUAUCUUUGUAUUGUCACAAGAGAUCAUAGUAAACAAAUUAAAUGUACAUUGGGAUGACGUUAUAGGCCUAGAGGAAUGUAAAACCGCUGUUAAGGAGGCCAUUGUGUAUCCCCUUAAGUAUCCUAUCUUUUUUGAUGGCCCGUUUUCCCCUUGGAAAGGUAUUUUGCUGUACGGCCCACCUGGUACAGGGAAAACGAAGUUAGCGAAGCAGUUGCGACAGAAUGCCAUUGCACCAUUUUUAACAUAACUGCCAGCUCAUUGGUCAGCAAAUGGAGAGGCGAUUCCGAGAAGUAUAUACGUUGCUUUGUCUGUGUAAGUUUCUUUGUUCCUUUGUCUAUGAAGGAGAGAUUCUAGGUUUUAUUUGAACUUGCCUAUAGUCAUUCGCCUACAAUUAUUUUUAUCGACGAGAUUGACUGGAUCGCCACAAAUAAAGGAGACUGUAUAUUGUCUGAACCUGCAAAGAGAUUCAGAUCAGAACUUCUUUCUAGAUUGGAUGGAUUAGUGUCUAAUGAGAAUUCUAAUGUAGUUCUUCUGGCUACAACUAAUUCCCCUUGGGGCAUUGAUGCAGCUUUACUCAGGCGUCUCGAAAAGCAAAUAUACGUAUCAUUACCCAAUGAAGUUGCUCGACUUGGUAUAUUCAAAUUAUACCUUAGCAACCACUUAUUAGAAAAUACAGAUAUUGUAAACCACAUAGUAAAAUGUACUGAAAGAUAUUCUUGUGCAGAUAUAAAAUUGCUUUGUAAGCAAGCGUGGCUACUAGAAAUAAGCCCGAUAUGGAGGAGACUUGAAAAGAAAGAAACACCUGUUACCACUUUGAAAUAUGAAUUAAAAAGUUAUGAAAUAUUAGCAAAAUUGUUAAAAAAAAUGUCACCUACAGUUAUGCAAAUAGAUAAAUAUGAUACGUGGAAUAAAUAAAUACGCAAUCGUAAGGACAGAUAUUGAAAAAUAUAAAUAAAUGGAUUAUCGUUCGAGAAAUCA